Messenger RNA from Macrobrachium nipponense, 9834 nucleotides. RefSeq lists its product as uncharacterized. The transcript has 4 exons. The coding region runs from base 259 to 7431 and encodes 2390 amino acids. The record is from RefSeq and is a predicted model, not a curated record. Lineage: Eukaryota; Metazoa; Arthropoda; Malacostraca; Decapoda; Palaemonidae.
UAGCUCCAAUUCUAAAUCUCCAAGAAAGAAGCACUUCAUUGAACCGCAGUGUCUGAGAAGAAGCCCCAGGAAGCGGAAAAACAGUACUCACUCCUUGGAUCUUUAUGAAGACUUCCUAGUCACAAAAAAUGAAGAGAAGAAAGAGAAAGCUUUGUCUGCCAAGCAGUCAGAGAUUGCAGCUAUUCAAGCAAAGUUAGCUGAAAUGGAAACAACAAGAUGUAAGCAUUAGAUGAAGACAACAAAACUCUUCUCACGAACAUGUCAUCUCUGUGGAAGACUGCUAUGGCACAGAUUCAGGAAAAAUGUAAUAAAAUUCAUCAGCUGGAGAGAGAGCGAGAGAGUAUUAUAUUUCGACGAGCCAUGCGCCAAGUUCCUCAUGACGAACUGGAUAGGGUUGUGUCUCGAAUAGCAGCCUAUAAUAACGAGGAGUUUACUUUGUUUAUGGAGAGCUUGAAGAAGGAAAACCAAGACUGCAAUUGUGGAGCCAAAGGGAAGGAACCUAUGCAGUCAAAAAUGACAGUGAAGAAAAUUAAAGCUUCUGUUGUGGGCAAUAAAAUUACUGAUCUUACCGAAAGUCAAGCCUAUUUACUGCAGUUAUCUCUUGGGAAGCAAGGUAAAAAAAUUUCCACUUCUAUGAACACUAACUUGAGCAGAACACCUAAAAGCCUUAAAAGUUACCAGGGAAAAGAAGAAAAUUGUUUAAGGUAUAUAUCAAAUAAAAAUUAUCAUAGUAAAGAUAAAUUUAAAAAGAAACUUUGUAGAAAAUCUUUAGGGAAGUUUUCAGACAAUGUAAAAAGCCCUCGUAAUAAUAGAGAAAGCAAGGCAGAUAAUGAACAUUUGGAAAGAUAUUGCAGAGAAGGUACAGACAGGAGGAAAAACAGGACAGAUCAUGAACAUCCAGAAAGAUAUUCUAGGGAAGAUGCAGACAGCAGGAAAAACAGGGUAGAUUAUGAAAAUAUGGAAAGGUAUUCCAGAGAUGUUGAUAAAAGGAAAAGCAGAGGUAUAUCCACAAGGUCUGGGAGAAAUGAAGAACAUUCAAAUAAGAGCAUAUACAGCAAAAGUAAAAGUGAUCACCAUGAUAGACAAAGAAAAGAUGAAAGUGAUUUCUCUUCAAAUGUUAAAGAUACACCUAAAGACCUGCAACAAGGUGGCCAUUAUGAGCAUAGUAGUGUACUACCAAAAAAGAGUUUUUCUUUGACCAAAAGAGCUAAGGAUGAAAAAGAGCUUGCAGAAUGUGUGAAGAAAAGUCAUACAAGACAAUGUGAUCCUUAUGAAAAUGAAACUGACAUUAGUUUUAGAAGCCAUUGUGUAGGUGAGGGGAGUGAAGGCUCCACCAGAAAUAGCAGGCAAUUAGGAAAUCAAAGGGAGACUAAUGGCAGUGCUUCUGGUGGGAAUGAUAUUCGAGUUGCACAUCAAGAGGCUUUAGAAGCUUCUUUAGCAGAAUCUGCUGCUCUCUCCCAAACAUUAUUUGGGAGGAGAAUGUUAAAAAAGUUUGAAAUGGAGACAAAAGAAACAUCUGUUAUGCAUAAAGAAGUUUGUAAGGUAGAUUCUAUAGCAAGCAUCUCAGAAGAUAAAAACGGAUCAAAGUCAAAAGUGACAGUGAAGAAACAGGAUUCUAACCAGACAAAGUCACAUGAGAGAGAACUUAAGGGUCAUACACUUGUGGAAAAAUCACUGACUGCUGGUACAAUUAAUGUUCUGAAGGAAAAUCAAACUGAGAGUAGUUCACACAAAAUUGAUACAAGUUAUGCUGACAAAGAAGUUAAUUUCAGAGAAGACACUGAGGCAGAGAUGGUAAGUAAGUUUAGUGAAAUUAGUUGUAGUGCUGGCACAGAAAGAGUAAUUAGAAAAGAAUCAUCUUCUAAGAAGUGCCAUGAAAAUCGUGAUGAAUUUGGAAAAAAAGACAAUGCUGUUGCAAAUGAAAUUACAGGAGAAAAGAUGUUUGUCAAAGAAGUAGGAAUAUGUUCGAAGCAAGUAGAUUUUUGUAGUAAUGCAAAAAAUUUUAUACUAGAUGAUGUUCAUAAAGUUAACAAAAAGACACUAAGAAAUAGCAUACAUGAAUCUUGUAAAUUGAAUAACAAGGUAUUUGAUGAUGAGAUUACUGCGAAUGAAAAUGCAGUCAGGCUGUUAGACACUGUCUACUCAUCAGAGGAAAGAAUUGCAAGUUCUCCAGAAUUAUGUAAAAGCAGCAGCUGUACACAAGCCAAUUUAGGAACAGAUACAAUUAAACCAGGUGUAGUAGAAGAAUCAAGUAAAACAUGUGAAUUACAAACAUCCAAUUCAAACGAGGAGCAAAGAGAUAUAGUAGGAGACAAAGCUCUAACUUCUCAAAGUAACAGUGAUGAGAUGUCGCAAUUCACAGUUAAAGAGAUGGGAUGUGUCCAGAGGUCUUACAGUGAAUCAACUGCAAUCACAUUUGAUAACAACCAGCAUGUAGAAGAAUUGUUUGCUGAAGGUGAUCCUGACAGUAUAGGAAAUUUGAUACAAAAUAAUUCCGUUGUUCAUGAUGAGAGCAUGGAUGUAACUGAAGCUGAUGUUAACAAAACCACCAAUUUAAACUCUUCAAAAAAAGAUCCUCCAGAUAUUGAAGUAUUGUGUGAAGUUAUAGUAAAUAAGAAAACAUUGGCUAGAUUAUGGAAAAGUCAUAGGAAGACCAUAAAUCCAGUGGUAAUACCUCAAGAAAAUACUGACAGGUCAAGUAGAGAAAUGACGGUCUUUCAGAUUCAAGAGGAGGAAAAAACUCUUGAUCAGACAUUUAUGGAAACCAUUUUAGAUACAAUUCAAGUUAUAACUUGUGAUGAAGAUGCUUAUUCUGAUUGGGUAGAUGUUGAAACACUUUCAGAUGCAGAGACAUCAGAAUAUUCAGUCAGUAGAAGUACCAAAGCCAGUGGAAGUGACAAGAAUUUUGAUGGAAGUGGAGCCAUUGGAGAAAAAGAUACUGAAAAUCUGUAUAUGAAUGAUUAUAGCACAAAUGAAUAUGAGCAGACUGAUGGAAGAGGGAAAGUGGAUGAAGUAGAAAAAAAUAAUUCUGCAUUAGAAUGCCCCCAAGCAGUACAUCAAAGCUUUGUAGUCCAUGCUCAAAAGAAACUGAGUGCUCACAAAGAGACUAAUGGCAGCAUGGGUAGGGAUAUUAAUGAUCAAUUUUGUGAUGGUCCAGCCAGUAAACUGAGAGAUAGAAAAUUGGAGGCAAGAACUCUUGUAUUUCAGAAGGAAUUAAAUGGCACUGAAAAUGAGUGUAUAGGCAAACCUAAAGAGCACUGCAAUAUCCUUGAAACAUCUGUUUCUGGAGAAAUUAUUAAAGAACAUGUAAAACAUAAAAGUAAUAUAAAUGAACAAGCAGUUGCAUGUCAUUCUGAGGUACAACAAAUGGAGAAAGAAACUGGAGAUCAUGAGAGGCAAAAGUCUCUUGGUACUGCAAGUUCCAAAUUGACCUCUAAGGAAGUAUUUGAGGGACUUAUGGAAGAAUUGGAUGACAUUCAAGUAGGAAAUUUUAAGACACAGGAAGGAAGAGAAAGAAGAGCAUCCCUUGAUACUCAGAGUAGACCGAAAUCAUUUUCUCCUGUGUCUAAGACUGUAAUCACUACAGAUGUGGAAAGAACACACAGAAACAGUAAUGUGACUGAAACAGCUAUUUUAUCCAAAAAUAAUGCAAAAGAAAUGAGGACAUCAUGUGAAAAAGAAAGGAGUGAUCAUGAUAAACCUGAGUCACUUGGUGGCUCAUCAAAACUCAUUUCAGGAAAUAAGGAUCCUUUAGACCCUAAAAAUUUUGGAACAGAUGCAGAUUUUUCUGAUGCAAUAAAAGCAUAUUGCAACUUGCCUGGGUCAAAAGUUGCAAAGCUACCUAGAAUAAAGAAACUAAACAAAGCCACCCAAAAGGAACAGCAGAAUAUUCAAAAGGAAAGUCAGAGUCCAUUAUUAAGUGGGGAAAGUGUAUACAGGAACAGAAUUGCUAAAGAUGCAAAGAAUUCCCAUAGGAGAGGUUUUUCUCCACCAAGAACAAGGGGGUCACCUGUUAAGCCUUCAGAGCCACAAAGUUCUGAGAGAUGCGCAUCCCAAGAAAAGUUAUGCUCAAAACCCUCAAGGUCUCAUAGUCCUCCAAAAUCUAUGCCGCAAACAGGACCACAGGGAAAGACUCCGCAUGUAAAAGUUGAUAGGAAUCUUUCGCCUCUGAGAAAUUCUGAUAAAACAAGAUUAUCACAUUCAAACCUAGAAGGAUUAGUAUCAGAAACUAAGAGCGAUGGGAGUCAGCUCUUGAAAAGAGAUGGAUUGCAAGGGAGAAUAGGACAAAGUGAGCUGCAACACAGAAAUAGGAAAGAGAGAAAUUUAAGACCAAGGGAAAAAAGACGUCCAAUAUCUCCAAGUCCUGAGAGACCUGCAACUCGUAGCAAUGUACAUUCAAAAGGAAGUAAAGCAUAUGAGAGAAGCAGGAAGAGAAGGAGAAGUUCCAGCCCAAGAAGAAACAGUCCCUCUGUAGACCCAAAAGGACAUCAAAGAAUAAGUUAUAUGGAAAGGCCAACAAAAAAGAAAAAGGUUAAUAGUAAAGUAACUCACCGUGAGAUCUUUGGGACAGAUGAUGAGUCAGAAGAGUCUCAUGAUCAAAGACUGUAUCAUCAAUCAAGCAAAGAACAAGCCAGUAGAAGAAGAAUGAGCCAAAGACUGAGGAGCAAAGAGAGAAAUUCUCCAAAAGAUAUUCUUGAGUCUUCAGAAGAUGCAAAGAGAAAGUCUCAUAAGAGAGAUGUAAAGAAAGCCGAGGAGGAGAAAAAAGACCUAGUUGUCAAAGGAAAAACACUUACCAAUGAUAAAAAAUUGACAUCUAAAGUUCUCCCUGUAGAUAGGAAGCUUCUGCAAGCAGAGUUACAUCAGUUAGUUGAAGGAUGUCAUGACUCUGAAAAAGAGGAAGGUGAACUUGAUGAAGAAGAAGAGAAUGUUGAGGAAUUGAAUAAAAAUCUUUCUAAAUCAUCAGAAAAAGUGAAAAGCAAAGAGACCAAUGAUGAUAGGCAAAGUCUCAGAGCAUUUAGGAAACGUUCAGAUUGUGGUAAUCAAAAAUGUGCUUCUGAAGGUUUAAGCAAGGAUGAGAAAGGUGAAAAAUCAUCUGAAAUUUCUUCAAGUAGGGGGAAUUCAGUCAAUAACAUCAAACAGGGUAAAGAUAAUUUACAGUUCACCAAUAGUAAAAAUGGCUUAAAAGACUCUUCUUGUAAUAGAAAGGACCAGCACUUAAUUUCUGAAACUGCAAAAUGUGUACCAAAUACUAAUCACAUAGCUAAAGAAAGAAAAGCUAAUGUUUCCCAUUCAAGCUCAAAACCAUUGAAGAACUUAAUGGAAGAAGAUACUACUUUUUACCCUAAUGACUUAUACCAAAUAAAAGGAGCUGAUUAUGUCACAAAGCCCAGUACGUCCUCUGGUAAUCGUACAUCAGGAAGCGAUGAUACCAUCGACAUGAUAAUGAAAAAACACAAUGAAAGUUGGCCUCAAGAUGUUGUGAACUCAAGUGAUGACUCUGAAAUGUCUCUGUUGCAAUUUAUUGAUGAUAAAACAGAUGGAGAAGGUGAAAGACAGUCAAGUGAUGAGGAAAACAAUGAUCAGGUCAGAGAAAUUAGUAAUCCUGUAGACACUAUAGAGUUCUUCAGGUCUUUUGAUAAAGGGAUCAAUUCAAAAAAUAGAAUUGAUGAUGAUCCUUUGUCUACAGAAUCUUCAGAGAAAAUGGGAGAUUUUCUAGGAUCAGAAUCAGGUAAAAAGUUACCAGAAGAAAAUUUAACAGAGAGUGAAACAAAUAUAAAAGAUGGUUGCCCUCUAGAAUUAGAUUUACAGUUGAGUAAUUCACUACCAUCACCUGGAGAGGACAAUGGAAAAAUAUUCCAAGAAGAAGAAAAUAAUCUUGAAGUGGAUACAGAAACUCAGAGCUCAGGAGUAACCAAGAAAAAUAAAUUUUGUAUGUCACAUUUUGAGUUUAACAAUCCUGUAAGAUAUUCUGAAAGUUACCAUAAAAAUAGAGAGAUGACAGAUGGCUACAUUGAUGAGGCAUUUAGCAGAAAUAUUCAGGAUCCAUGUCUUGACUUUUCAGAGGGUUCUUGUAGUUUACCACAGAGUAGUCAGUCUGAUCUCCAGGAUGAAAUUCAGGAUGGACCAAUUAAUUUAGCCAAAGAUGUCUUGAAGAUUUCUCAAUUGCCUUUUUGCAAAGAAUCAGAAGAUGCUCACGUAUCUUCGAAUAAAGAUACUGAAGCAUUGACAAAUUUGCCAUGUCAAACAAAUUUAACACCUUCAGGGUCUCCACCAACAGAUGAAGAUUCAGACAGUUCUGAUUCAGGAAGUAGUUGCAGUGGUUGUAGCAAAUGUGGCAAUGAAGAUAGUGAUAGCAGUAGCAGUGACAGUAGUGGAAGUAGUGUUGAUUCAAAUUCAAACCUUGGUGGUGGAGGAGGUGGGAAUUUAGGCCAUGAAGAACAAAUCACUUACCCUCAUUUUCUUGAUGGUGCAAAAUCACCAAACAAAUCUGGCAGAAGAACUCCAGUCAAAGCAAUUCACCAGAGUUCCCAUAAGUCUCCAAGAAAAACUCCUUGCAAAACACCACGGAAGACACCUUGUAAGAAAACCAAUAACACUCCAGCAAAGUCUUCCCCAACUUUUUCAAGAAGUGUAAAAAACUGCAGGAAUACGGAUGCAUCCAUUAAAGAAUAUAAUGAGUUAAAAAGGGAUGAAUUGAGCUCUGCCUCCAAGUCUGCAUUCAGUGAAAGUGUUAACCAGAUUCCAAAUAAUUUCAACAGGAAACCUUAUGUAGAUACAGAGUAUGUUGAUACAAAGACUCCUCAAGAGAAUGUUAAAAGUACCAUGUUUGUAGAACAUGAAACAGCUCAAAGUACAUCAGCCAAAAGUUUACCAGGUGAAAAUACCCAGUUAACUCAUUCAUCUUUGAAAGUUUCAUCUGAACCAGUGGCUUCUACGAACUGUGUUUUAGGUAAAAAAAUAAAGACAGUAAACCUUGGAAUUACCACAAAUGCUACCCUUAUCAAAGUUGUAAAUGAUGAAAAUCCAGAUUGGUCCAGACCUGUCACACCUGCCAAAGAAGUGGAAGCAUCUUUUCAAAAGCAAAAACUGCCCCAAAUGAACUCUGGUCAAAAGGAAUGUCCAAUUGCUAUGUCACCUGACUUAUUUGAAAGUAAGAAUGAAUUUAUCUCAAAUAACUUGAAAUCUUCUGGAAAAGAAAAAAAUUAUGUUGAAAUGGGGCACAGUAGUAACAGAUCAGAAGAAGAAACAAUUGUCCGCAUAAAGAGGAAAAAUGUUCGACGGCAGUUAAACUUGGGUUUCUCUACUUCAGAAUCUUCCCGAGUUAUGGUUACAUCUGUAAUGUCAACAUCUCCUCAGAAAUCUAAACCAAACUGCUCCCCAGUAAAAGGUCAGCAUAAAGAACAUGAUGAUAAAACCUCUGUUAAAAGAUGAGAUUGUUUAAUUGGUCAUCACAAGUGUUAGUAAUGUUUCACAGUAUCAUCUUCACUUUGUUAUUUUUCCACUUACUGUAUGUAUGACCUACCAAAACACACUGAAAGUUACAUUAUUUUGGAGUAUUGCUAUUCUUAUAGAGUACGUAUUACUAUUACCAGCUUUUGAAAAACUUCAAAUGAUCAAUAUUGAAAAUAUGAAGAAACAUGUAUAAACCCCACAUUUUACUAAGUGUACUUUGUAAGUCACAUCACGCUUGGGUUUUUAAAAAGUGCAUGUCUGAGUACAAUUUAUUCUGUCAUAAUAGGAACAAAGAAGAGAUGUGUUAUAAGGGUAAAUUUGAUUUGAAGAAACAACCCAUGAAGUUCACAGAAUACUAAUCCGGCGAAAAGAAAGUUUGGUUUCCUCUUGGGUGAUUGGCAUUCAUGACAUAUCUCCAAUUGAGACUCUUGCCUUUUGUUCUGAUUUCUUUUGUCUUUUUAAUUCUCAUAGUGCAUAUAGUUUUUAUAUAUUUCCCUGAUAGAGUAAAAACUAUGUAUAUAUGCUAUGAGAACUGAAAAGACAAAAGAAAUCAGACCAAAAGGCAAGACUCUCCAUUGGAGAUCUGUCACAAAUGUCAAUCACCCAAAAGGAAACCAAGCAGGGAGCAUUUUCUUUUCAUCUGAUUAUUUGGUAAAUUUCAGGGGAUGUUUCUUAUAUGAUGAAAUGUUUUUAUAGCAAAAAUCAGGUUUUUGCCUGUCAGAGUUUCAUAAUUAUUACAAAAGAAGCAUAUUUUUUAUUUUACUGUUUUCUCAAAAUUUAUGCAUUUCAAAAGUAAACGAGCAUACCUCAAAGAACACUGAACAAAAUUCAAUGAAACUCAAACAGAUAUAUAUUAUUACUAUAUAUCUUUGGUCUCACUUUAGGAAAACUGUUUUUGAAUCCAACUUUUAUGUAUAUUAUAUUUAUGAAAAAUGAAAUAAGAUUUUUUUCAAUUAUAUGUAAAAUUUAUAAACUGAGGUGUUGAAUUUUGUAGAAAAAUCCUAUUUUGAAUGUCAACUAUUUAUUAAUGGUCUCUCUAUUAAAACAAUGUAACGGGAAGAAAGUUGGAAUAAUGUUUGAAACCGUUUGGGUUUUGGUUUUAUCUUUUCUUUUAUUGAUUUUCUCAUUUCCACUACCUACUCUCAAAAAUGUUAGUUAAAUAUAUGUGUACAUGCUUGGAAUAUAAAGCAGAAAAUCAUUAAAAAAAUUGGUUCAUAUUUUAUAUACUCAUGAGGGGUAACUAAUAACCAUUUUGUUCUGUUCCCUAUUAAUAAAUUUAAAUUUUGGAAAAAGAAAAUUGAACUGUAUAGUCACACUGUACUGGAAAAUUUUAAAUGAAAAUAAAGAAAUUUCUUAUGUAGGUAAUAUCUUCAAGCCUGUAAAACAUUAAGUUGGUUUCAAGUCUUGAAUGCAGUAGUUGUCCAUGUAUAUGAACUUUCAAGAUAAUUUUGUUUUAUCUCCCCUCAUAGACAGGACUGACUUAUUCAAGUAUUUGUAGGUAAUAGAAUUUUUGUGUUAAACCUUGCAGUGAUGAUAAGGAUUAAAAACAGAGGGAAUAGAUUUUAUCUGAAAAACUUGUUAUGAAUAUUGCAAUUGAUCUCUUACCUCCUGAAUCUUUGUGAUCGGGCAUAAGUCAGUACCUUCUUUACAGCAUAGGCCGAGAGGAAGCCUUGAAAAAUACAAUACAUUUCUGUAUAAACAAUAUUAAUUCCAGGCUUUUCUAAUGAGUGAUUGAGAACAAUUUCUCAUGAACAGUGUGCCAGCAUAUGGUCCCUGGACAACUGCCCACAGUGUCAGUUUCCUUAAAAUCGCCUUGGUUUAAAUAUAGAGUUGCUAAGUAUCAGUUGAAGAAACCAAUUUGCCUAAAGUGAAAAGUGAUUUGGAGAGUGAGCUUGUUAGUUUGAGGUGGUAUACAUUACUUUCUAUGAUCCUUAUUGUGUGAUUCAAGAUGUUUGGAAAGAGGCAAUAACAAUAAUUAGAUCCUGUUAAGGCAGUCAUGCCUUUAUCCAAAUUCUUUUAGUAUUAUUUACAGGCCUAUUCCUUUUCAAAUAAAUAGUAUAUAUAGUCUUUCUUUAACCAUGCAACUGGAAAUUUUUGUAUUUCUAUAAUUCAUUUUGACUAUUGGAUGAAACAUCUUUGUUUUUUAUUAUACUUUUCUUUGAUACUGUGAAACAUUUCUUUAUAUUGUAUAAGGUUGUACAGUCACUGUUUAUGAGAUGUUUACCUUUUCAACAUUAAAGAUUUCCUUUCUAUCAUAGUUUUGUAUUUUCUUAUUGUACAGUGCAGUAUGUUAAUGCAGUAUAGUGGCCAAUGCAAAUAUGUACCUGAACAAUAAUAUUAAGAUUUUGUAAUAUACUAUCAUGCUUUUGUAAAAAUUGUAAU